Molecule: messenger RNA, 810 nt
Organism: Puma concolor (puma)
Lineage: Eukaryota; Metazoa; Chordata; Mammalia; Carnivora; Felidae
Gene: DCK
Product: deoxycytidine kinase
Biological process (GO): nucleobase-containing compound metabolic process
Cellular component (GO): cytoplasm; mitochondrion
Molecular function (GO): ATP binding; deoxycytidine kinase activity
Source: RefSeq, a predicted model, not a curated record
AUGCACUCGGGCCACCACCAGACUAGAAUGGCCACCCCACCUAAGAGGAGCUGCCCGUCUCCCGCGACCGGCUUUGAGGGGGUCCGCAUCAAGAAGAUUGCCAUCGAAGGGAACAUUGCUUCAGGGAAGACAACAUUUGUGAAUAUCCUUAAACAGGUCUGUGAGGAUUGGGAAGUGGUUCCUGAACCUGUUGCCAGAUGGUGCAAUGUUCAAAGUGCACAAGAUGACUGUGAGGAACUGACACCGUCUCAGAAAAGUGGUGGGAAUGUUCUUCAAAUGAUGUAUGAGAAACCUGAACGAUGGUCUUUUACCUUCCAGUCAUAUGCCUGCCUCAGUCGAAUACGAGCCCAGCUUGCCUGUCUCAAUGGCAAGCUCAAAGAUGCAGAGAAACCUGUAUUAUUUUUUGAACGAUCUAUAUAUAGUGACAGGUAUGUUUUUGCAUCUAAUUUGUAUGAAUCUGACUGCAUGAAUGAAACAGAGUGGACAAUUUAUCAAGACUGGCAUGACUGGAUGAAUCACCAGUUUGGUCAAAGCCUUGAACUGGAUGGAAUCAUUUAUCUUCGAGCCACACCAGAGAAAUGCUUGAAUAGAAUGUAUUUACGGGGAAGAAAUGAAGAACAAGGCAUUCCUCUUGAGUAUUUAGAGAAGCUUCACGAUAAGCAUGAGAGCUGGCUCCUGCAUAGAACCCUGAAAACCGACUUUGAUUUUCUACAAGAAAUCCCCAUCUUAACACUGGAUAUUAAUGAAGACUUUAAAGACAAACACGACAGUCUAGUUGAAAAGGUCAAAGAAUUUUUGAGCACUUUGUGA